GAUUUACCUUAGUCACGUGAUCAAGGAAAAACAGUUUCAAGUUUUAACUAGAUUAGCGUGAUUUAAUUAAGCUAUAUCAGCUAAUUUAGGAAAAAGUGGACUUUUCCUAACUGAAAUAAUAAACUAAAUCGCUGAUUUCAUUUCAUCGACUACACAACGUAAAAAGGAACGUCUCACUCGAUUAGAAGCACACCUGUCAAGGAAUAAAAAGAAUGCCAGCUGUAGAAAGCGAUUUACAUGCCAUUCGUAUGAAAUGUCAUUUCGAUGGGGACAUUAUGGUUGCGUCAAUCGACAAUGAUAUCACUUUUGAAGGAAUGAAAAUUGAAGUUAGAGAUAUUUGCAAUUUUGAUGCUCAACAACCUUUUACAAUGAAAUGGAUUGACGAAGAAGGAGACCCUUGUACCGUAUCCUCUCAAAUAGAAUUGGAAGAAAUGCUUAGAUUGCACGAAGUUAAUGCCGAUAACGAAGUUACCUUACACGGUACAGUAUUAUUUUUUAAAAUAGUUUUCUUAUCUUGUUUUUUUUUUUUGUAAUCGUAUUUUUGCUUUUCUCUCUUUUUCUUUCUUUCUAUCUCUCUCUCAACCGAUAAACAAAAGUUUUAGGAUAAAUUAUAAAUAAAUAUUAAAAAAAACAAAAUUUGCAUUGUCUAUAUUAAAGAAAUAGGCCUUAUUUGAUUUUUACGCCGUUUUAUUUUAUUUCUUUUAUUAGAUAUAUUUAAUAAUGUUUUUUUUGGUAUAUUGAUUAUUAUACACUAAAAAUAUGAUAAUCGACUAUUGUCUAUAUUCAAUUUAUUAAUCAUUUGUGAAACUGUUAGAAAUAUGGAAUAUUUUAAAUCAUUUUUAAAGAUCAGUUCAUCAAAUUUUAUACCCAUUUCACCAGUAUUCCCCAAUGUACCCGAACUACCAGGAAUGCCGUGUCAAGGCGAAGACCGUGAGUUUUAACAUUUACUUUCAAUAUGUAUCACGUGACUUUGACACUUUCUAUCGUCUUGGAAAAUAUAUUGUACCGUUAUGGCCUCAUUGUGCCAAAAAAAAGGGGGGGGGAGAAUGUUUUACCUUUAUUGAGAAAAGACUGAAUAUACCAAUUCAUAUAAAUUACACAACUGAUUACGACUCAUAGUGAAGAUAAGGAAUUGGCCUUAAUAAAUAUACAACUGCAGAUAUUUGUCAUUAUUUGGUGUGAGAUAAGUUUAUAUCUCCUCAGGUUAAUGGAAUUAGAAUAAUUAUAGAAAAACUUAACUUAUUAGUGGACAAGGACAGUAUGCACUUGAGACUAUUGGGUCUACAAUGGUCAGAAAGCAACGAAAGACAAGGAAAACGAAAAGACAACGAAAGUGUUCAUUCAGCAUCUGCGCUAAAUUUAAAUGCAUCUUCUACCGUGCAAGCUAGCUUCGGUGUGCUUAAGAGAGCUGUAUCGACAACCAUCCACAGAAAAAAGGGAAUAAAGAGAGAGCCUGAUAAUAACAAUUUUGACGAGAAAGACAAUAAAUCAUUUUUAAUAUCUCUGAAGAAGAGAAUUAGUGAAUCUUUUGGGCGAAAAAAAGACAAAUUAAUAAAGGAUGUAGAUGAGUCACGUGAUACAGAUGAAGGGAAUAUGUAUAGAAGAGGAGCAAGACGAUGGAGAAAAUUAUAUAGAGUUAAUGGCCAUUUAUAUCAGGCGAAACGAUUUUCCAGGAAAGUGGAAUGCGCAUUUUGUAAUGAUGGAAUUUGGGGCCUAGGAAGACAGGGCUAUAAAUGUGUCAACUGCAAAUUGUUGGUUCACAAAAAAUGUCACAAACUGAUAAAGUUGUCCUGCAGAGCUGUUUUUGACGCACCAGAUAGUAGAUUAAAGGAAGAAGCUGGACAGACAGCAGCCAUUUCUAACAAGAAUAAAGGCUCUCAAAAUGGCGAAAAACCUGCAUCAUCAUCGGCGAUACAAACCCAAAUAGCAAUGGUAACUGAUCAAAUGAGAAAGGAAAAUAAUCCUGAGAAUUGCGAGACAAGCGCUGUUCAGGUGCAAAAGACGGCGGACGAUUCUGCUCCAACUCGAGGUUUUUCGUUGGAAGAUUUUGACUUGAUUAAUGUUAUUGGAAGAGGCUCUUAUGCCAAGGUGAUGGUUGUCGAGCAAAAGGAAACAAAACGUCUCUAUGCUAUGAAAGUUAUUAAGAAAGAAACAGUCGCUAAUGAAGAAGAUAUAGACUGGGUUCAAACUGAGAAACACGUUUUUGAGGUGGCUUCCAACCAUCCAUUUUUGGUCGGUCUGCACUCCUGCUUUCAGACUCCCAGUCGGCUUUUUUACAUAAUCGAAUUCGUUAACGGCGGAGAUUUGAUGUUUCACAUGCAAAGACAAAGGCGUUUGCCAGAGGAGCAUGGGAGAUUCUAUGCCGCUGAGUUAUCACUUGCCCUACAUUAUUUACACGAAAGAGGGAUUAUUUAUAGAGACUUAAAAUUGGAUAAUGUACUGUUAGAUUCGGAAGGUCAUAUAAAGUUGACAGAUUAUGGAUUAUGUAAGGUAAUAUAA
Messenger RNA from Dimorphilus gyrociliatus, 2499 nucleotides. The record is from the annotation of a GenBank genome assembly. NCBI's taxonomy places the organism in Eukaryota, Metazoa, Annelida, Polychaeta, Dinophilidae.